AAAAAAAAAAAAAAUAAUACAUAUAAAUAAAAAAUUGUUACAUUAGAGUUAACAUAUGUGGUCACAGAAAGUACAAUAUUGUCAGCCGCCUUUUCUAGCUGUGCGCGCUCCCUGGGAGCGCGCAGCACCGCGAUCCGGUGCCUGCUGUGUCCUCUGGACACAGUAAAACACCGAUCGUCGGACGGGACCUCUGUACGAGGUCCCGAUCAUGUGAUCACUGAUUGGCCAAUCAGUGAUCACAUGCAAAGUAGUAAGCAAGAUGUCACUU
Molecule: messenger RNA, 268 nt
Organism: Staurois parvus
Lineage: Eukaryota; Metazoa; Chordata; Amphibia; Anura; Ranidae
Source: the annotation of a GenBank genome assembly